AUGAAUUUGAACCAACGAGUUUUGAGAGUCGCUGCUGUUGCGUCCUCGCAGCAGCAGCUCAGCAUCGUGGCAUCACUUUCCUUAACCCCAACUCUAUGGUUAUCCCUAGCAGCGACCAAUGACAUCCACUCCAGCACAAGUACCGCUGCAAGUACUCAGCUCCUCGAAUCAUCUGUGUUGGACCUGCAAAAGAGCAAACAAUACAAGAAGGAUACUGUGGCGAGAAUUCUUGACCCCAACACCAUCAAAUUGGACAAGAAUGGUCUCGUGGCACUGGCGGGAGUCCAAACCCCGUCCACCGGCGGUUUCCCAGAUUGCACGUCGUAUUCACCUUCCAAACAACUCCGAAAGUCUCUGCCCAAGGGGACUACUGUCAAAGUCAGGUUUCUAGACGAAGAAAGCAGUAGUUCUUCCGCUGCCAAGCGAGUCCUCCUCCUCCGGGAAACCCCAAACCCCAAUGACGAUGCAGUGCUGGUCAAUGCCGAACUAAUCGAGUCUGGUUACGCCAAGCCCGUGGCUCGGGGUCGAAAGGAAGCGGAGAAGAUUCUUCCAGGCUUUACUGCGGCGUUGGAACACCUCAAUCAACAAGCUCAGGACAAGCACGUUGGACUGUACGAAGUGUGCACUGCAGAUGCUGGAACCAGACUUGUCGACUCGCCUUUUGUAUCUUCGUCGUCGUCGAAAACAUCGACACCCGCCACGUCUGACUUUCCUCUCAACCUGGACGACCAAUUUGAGCCACUUGCCUUUACGACGCAAACGCAAUGGGGAGCCGACGGAGGGAAAACCAUUCGAGUUGACAAUACUGCCAACUCCAAGGGAACAGUACCGGUAGUACCGAUCAACCCGGGCGAUUCCAGAGGCUGUUCUGACUUUGGCACUUAUGAAGAAGCCCUCAGUUGGUACGAAAGGUAUCUUCCCUACUAUGGUGAUGUGGCCAAACUGGAUCGGGACGGAGACGGUAUUCCUUGUCCCAAGUUGCCGCACACCAAAAACAUGGAUCGGUUUCGACGAAAGGUUCCAGUGGUCUCCUCGUGGAGUGUUGACAACCAGCAGAAUAAGCUACAAUGA
Messenger RNA from Seminavis robusta, 1071 nucleotides. The record is from the annotation of a GenBank genome assembly. NCBI's taxonomy places the organism in Eukaryota, Bacillariophyta, Bacillariophyceae, Naviculales, Naviculaceae.